AAGUCCUUCGCCGACCUGGGCCUGUGCAGGACCCUCUGCGCCGCGUUGGACGCCACCGGGUUCAAGCACCCCUCCCCACCGCAGCUCGCCACCAUCCCGAUGCUCCUCGAGGGCACCGACGUCGCGAUGCAGUCCUACACGGGCAGCGGUAAGACCCUGGCGUACCUCCUCCCGGUGCUCAACCGCAUCGCGGAGGAUCAACGAAAGCCGCGGGGGGAACGAGCGGACGGCGUGCAGUGCCUCGUGGUGGUGCCCUCGCAGGAGCUCGCGAUGCAGAUCGUGCGGCAGGUGGAGAGGGUCCUCGGGGAGUUCGGCAGGGAGAUCACGCAGCAGUGCAUAGGCGGCGCGAACAUUCGGCGGCAGGAGGAGGCGCUCCGCCGCAAGCGACCCCUCGUCGUCGUGGGCACGCCGGGGCGCGUCGCGGAGCUCAGCAGAAGCGGGAUCCUCCGCACGCACGGCGUGAAGUGCCUCGUGAUCGACGAGGCGGACGACCUUCUGGCGAGCAACUUCCGCCGGGACAUGGCCAGGAUCGUGGACCACACGGGCAAGGGCGUCCUGGGCGGGAGACAAACGGUGAUUGUAUCCGCCACGCUGAAGCGGGAAACUUUAGACCAGUACUCGUACAUGGCGCCGAAUCUGGUGCACGUCAAGGCGACGAAGAAGGAGCUGGAGAAGGCAAAAGAGGCGGAGGGAGGCGAGGAGGGCGAGACCUCGGACGUCGCCGCGUCGCUCCCGCCCAACCUCGAGCACUACUCCGUGGUGGCGGAGGGCAGGCACAAGGUGGACAGGCUCCGUCGCGCGAUCCACGCCACGGGCGCGGAGCGCGCGCUCGUCUUCCUCAACUUCGGGCACAGACUCACCGACACCAGGGACAAGCUCGCGGCGCGAGGUAUGCCCUGCGGUGUCCUCCACGGUGGGAUGAAUAAGCUGGAGAGAGCCAACGAGCUCGCCGCGUUUCGACGCGGGGAUUUUCGCGCUCUGCUCGUCUCGGACCUCGCGGCUCGAGGCAUCGACGUCCCGGAGGUGGACGCGGUGUUCAACCUGGACUUACCGACGGAUGAGACCCAUUACGUCCACAGGGCCGGUCGCACCGGGCGCAUGGGCGCGGACGGCAUGGUGAUGACGCUGGCGGCGCCCGACGAGGCUUUCGUGCUGACCAAGAUUCAGCGCAAGCUCGGGAUCGACAUCAAGGCGGCGGACCUGCAGAAGGGGCGCGUCGUG
Molecule: messenger RNA, 1221 nt
Organism: Micromonas commoda
Lineage: Eukaryota; Viridiplantae; Chlorophyta; Mamiellophyceae; Mamiellales; Mamiellaceae
Exons: 1
Molecular function (GO): RNA binding; RNA helicase activity; ATP binding
Source: RefSeq, a predicted model, not a curated record